GAUUAGGGUAGUGUUAGGCUUAGUGUUAGUGUUACGAUUAGGGUUAUGGUUAGGGUUACCGUUCGGGUUAGGGUUAGGCUUAGGUUUAGCGUGGCAAAGGGCGGCAUAUCUGGCCAUCCAGCACAUGGCUCCACAAAGGCACCUCUGGUUCCUCAGUGCCACGUGAGGCCCCGUUGGCUUCUGUAUGGCAAACAUGAGUCAUGCAGAUCUGGUUCAGUACCCUGUGGUCCAAUCUGUGCAUAGAGGGGACGAUAACCUCAGUGUUGGUUCAAGGAAGGGACGUUGUAUCCCAAAGGGAGAUGGAUAUUUUCAAGGAGGGUCAAUAACGUGAGGAUCAGCCUUCAGGAACAUGGAAGGGUUGUUUGAAGGGGCUUUAUCCAACCUUUGUCAGCCAAGUUUCUCAGCACAUGAAGUGUGAAAGUCUACUUGCAGCCCUGUUUGGCUCUUGAGAUGAGCUGUAUAAUAGCUCAAUGCAACAUCACUGUUGCCCAAUCUCGUACCAUUCCCUCGCAGACUUUUUAUGCACCAUCCAGAGCUAUUUGCCACUCCAAUCCAAGUCCUCUAACCUUCCUGUGUGCCCAGAAGGAAGGCAUAUUUUACCCUGCUUUCCCAGCACUGAUCACAGCUUAGAUUUCUUGCUCGUGUCUUCCAUGGUUUGAAGACAGUAUCUGCCCAAAGGCCCACCCAGAGCAGGCACAUCUCCCAGACGCUGCCCAGCUCUCGGUCGAUCCAUGACUGUGAAGUGAGGUCCCCAUGUUCCAUUUCCUCCCCCUCUCCUCUGUUUUCAGGCAGUCCUACCCCUGCACAGCCAUUGGGAAGGAGAUCUGAUUAUGAAAUCAUGAGCCCUUGGAAAAAAAAACACAAACACCAUUUUCCAAAACUUCCUUUAGGCCUCUCAGUGGAAAAAACCCUGCAUUUCUUAUCAGGCUUGCCAGGCACAUGCAGAAGCCUGACGUGUGAGCAAACAGGCAGCAGCUCGAGGGCCUCCCCUCUCUGUGUUGGCCUCCAGGCUGGUCCUGCUCCUUGCCAAUGAGCUGUCUUCAUGUUCUUAGCCCUUCUUUGACCUUCACCUGCCCCUGGGGGGACAUGGUGGGUGUGAGCGUGGUUGUUGAUGUCUGCAGGUUUCCUCAUGUGUGGGAAGUCCCAGCAAAGAAAAAGGAAAGAGGAAAAAUCUGCUUUUGGCCAGUCUCAGAGCUGCUCAACCACCUGCCUGCCCUUGUUGGUCAUAGAAUCAUAUGAUGGCUGAGUUGGAAGAGACCUUAAAGCCAUCCCAGCCUUACUCCAUGCCGUGGGCUGGUUUCCCCCCACCAGAUCAAGUUGCCCAGGGCCCCCAUCCAACCCAGUGUUGGGCACCUCCGGGAAUGGGGCAUCCACAGCUUCUCUGUGCAUCCUGUGCCAGGGUCUCGCUGCCCUAUGAUGACCAAAGCAGCUCAGGGGGUCCUCCCAUGGGUUCGCCCCAGUUCAUUUUGUUGACAGAUGCUGUCAGAGGGCCUGUCCCACGAUGGCAACUCUACCCUCAGCAGGGGGUUGAAACUGGAUGAUCUUUGAAGUCCCAUCCAAACCAACCAUUCCGUGUCUCUAUGAUUGAGAAGCAUUGAGAAGUGGCCUUCUUACCCAAAGGCAUAUCUAUCAGAAUGUACAUGCAGAAUAUAUGUCUGUGAUACAGUGAUACAGUAAAACCUGCUCAUGGUUUUCAUCUUUGAGGCCACUUGUUGCUGCCCUGGAGCUUUGCUUGUUAAAAUAGGUGCCCAAGAGGGUGGCCAAGUUACAGAGUACCUUAGUUUCACAUCACCAGUCCCAAUCACGAGGCUUAUAUUUGAAGUGCAAUAAGAGCAUUUGCCCCAGACUUCUUUUCUCAGCAGGAAGAAAAUGCGGGCAUGCUGUUGUCCCCUGCCUCAUGGAUAUUGGGCAUCUCAGCCCUUCUGCCUUUAUCAUCACCUGCUGGACCCUACCAGGCUGCUCUCCCUUCCUCUCCCUGAUGAGGUUAGCAUCCAUCUUCCCAUCUUUCCUUGCAAGAAGUGGGGCUGAGGCUGGUGCUCACUGCUGCAGGCUCCCUCUGUUUUCCUCCGGUUCCCUGUGCACAGGACAAGGUGACCGUGCCGGCUCACAUGCAUGGCACCACAAUGCCCAAACCAGAGCUGAGCACCUCUGACGCAACCACGUGUGGGUGACCUCUGUGUUGUUCUGGCCAGCAGCAUCCCCAGUGGGUCCCACUUUCAUCCCCUAAUUGGUCCCAGUUUCAUCCUCCACGUCCCCACUCAGCCCAGCAUCUGCCAGGACCUCCCUGUGGCACUGCAGGAUGUUGGGAUGUGUUUCUCCCAGAGCCUGAGCCUUGCCCAAGCAUCCAUGCCCCAGUGGAGGAGAUGGCAAGCCAUCAGCUUGACAUUCCCCUGUUGUCCUCUGCGGACAUUGCGAUAACUCCCACCUGGUCGUUUGCCUUUCUUAUCGGGGCUGCUGGCCAAACAACCAUGGGGCUGUAUAUAAGGAGCUCAACCGGGGCACCCAGCACAUUCGGCACUUCACCAUUGGCAUCAGCAACUUGCCACGAAGAGCCACAAUGAAGCUGCUCCUGCUCCUCGGCCUGGUGGCCCUGGCCCAAUGCAGCAUCCACAGGAUCCCACUGCAAAAGGGGAAGUCCCUGCGGAAGCAGCUGAAGGAGCAUGGCUUGCUGGAGGAUUUCCUGAAGAAGCAUCCCUACAACCCAGCCUCCAAAUACAACCCUGUCCUUACUGCCACUGAAUCCUAUGAGCCGAUGACCAACUACAUGGAUGCUUCGUACUAUGGCACCAUCUCCAUCGGCACCCCACAGCAGGACUUCACUGUCAUCUUUGACACUGGCUCCUCCAACCUGUGGGUGCCCUCCAUCUACUGCAAAAGCUAGGCCUGCAGCAACCACCAUCUCUUUGACCCCUCCAAGUCCUCCACCUACGUGAGCACCAACGAAACCGUCUACAUCGCCUACGGCACCGGCAGCAUGAGUGGCAUUCUGGGCUAUGACACUGUGGCUGUCUCAAACAUCGAUGUCAAAAAUCAGAUCUUUGGGCUGUCUGAGACUGAGCCUGGCUCGUUCUUCUACUACUGCAACUUUGACGGCAUCCUGGGCCUGGCCUUCCCCAGCAUCUCCUCCUCUGGGGCUACCCCUGUCUUUGACAACAUGAUGAGUCAGGACCUGGUGUCCCAGGACCUCUUCUCCGUCUACCUGAGCAAGGAUGGGGAAUCAGGCAGCUUUGUCCUCUUUGGUGGCAUUGACCCAAAAUACACCACAGGAGGCAUCUACUGGGUCCCGCUCUCUGCUGAAACCUACUGGCAGAUCACCAUGGACAGGGUCACCGUUGGCAAGAGGUACGUCGCCUGCUUCUUCACCUGCCAGGCCAUUGUGGAUACUGGCACCUCACUGCUAGUCAUGCCCCAACGCGCCUACAACCGCAUCAUCCGUGACCUGGGUGUCAGCUCUGAUGGCGAGAUCAACUGCAAUGACAUCAGCAAACUGCCCGACGUCACCUUCCACAUCAACGGCCAUGCCUUCACCCUGCCAGCCAGCGACUACGUGCUGAAUGAGGAAGGGUCCUGCAGCCUUGGCUUUGAAAACAUGGGCACCCCCACCGAACUGGGUGAGCAAUGGAUCCUCGGCGACGUCUUCAUCCGCAAGUACUAUGUGAUCUUCGACAGGGGCAACAACAAGGUGGGGCUCUCCCCCCUGCCCUGAGCCCCUUCAGCCCCUUGCUGGGCCAGACCCCACUCUCCUGGCCCUCAAUGCCGCUGUCGCUGAGCACAAUAAAGCCUUGGAAAUGCA
Molecule: messenger RNA, 3793 nt
Organism: Coturnix japonica (Japanese quail)
Lineage: Eukaryota; Metazoa; Chordata; Aves; Galliformes; Phasianidae
Product: pepsin A
Biological process (GO): proteolysis
Molecular function (GO): aspartic-type endopeptidase activity
Source: RefSeq, a predicted model, not a curated record